Molecule: messenger RNA, 1695 nt
Organism: Cyclocybe aegerita
Lineage: Eukaryota; Fungi; Basidiomycota; Agaricomycetes; Agaricales; Hemipholiotaceae
Source: the annotation of a GenBank genome assembly
AUGCGAGUUGUCGGAGAGGGUUGCCCUUUGUCGUCUACCCCACAGUCCAUCAGGCAACACAAUUUAUUCGCAAAGCCAGUCAGUCGUCGCCGUCGCCGUCCGUGCGCACAUCUCCUCGCUUCUGCCUUUAUCUUCCUUAUCGCUGGGGAUCUGCACUCAGCAAUGCAGUCGCUGCUCACCCAGUCCGAGAGUCAUGCAUUCCAGACCUUUCUCUCGUCGAUGGACUACUCGGAGGAUACCUUGUCUGCGUCAGAGUGGGCGUUGUACAACUCGGCUCCCAUGCAGCACUCGAUUGUCGACGAUUCGCUCGACUCGAAUCCAGAGCACCGGCAGGCGCUCGCAAAAGCCACGAAGGAUCUCAUGUCGCUCGAUCCAGAUCAUCGCUGGGAUUCCGGUGGUGAUUUCAUGAUGAGCCACCAGUCGAACAUGAACCAGCGACAUUUCGACCUGCACGGACGGCAUCUGGGUCAUUACGACCAGCAGCUGCAGCACCAGCAACAGCUCGUGCACCAGCAGCAGGUGCUACAACACCAGCAACAACAUCUCCAGCAGCAGCAACAGCAGCAGCAGAGAGCCAACUCGUACUCGUCGCCACACGAUUCCUUUCCUUUUCUCCACAACAGCAAGCUCCAUCAGCAGCAGCAAAUGCUGUUGCUGAACUCGCAAUAUCAACACUCUUGCAUACCACAACAGAAUUUACUGUCGCCUCUGAACAUGAACCAUAUCUCCCCUCGCGACUCUUCAACGUCCGGCACACCCACGACUCCGCAUUCACCGUUCAAUUUCCAGCAGCAACAACAUAAUUCGAUACCCAUGCAUCACCCUUCCCAACAACAACAGCAACUUCAAGUGCAUAUACCCCCCCACCAACGAGACAUCUCCCCCUCAGGAUCCGCAAAUCGCGUACCCUCUUCCCAAUCUGCGCCGUCGACUUCCUCAUCUGGUCGGACACAGCUUCAACAAUCGCCACCGUCCCCGAUCCCCUCCUCGUCUUCCUCAUCACAUUUUACCCGGUCACGCACAAACGGCAACGCCACAGCCUCUACCUCGGGCUCAACAUCUACCUCUAAGCGUACGCGGACGUCUACCUCUCCACCCAUCGCGGGCUCAACAGCAGCAGCACCAACAAACGCCAAUGGCGCACCUUCACACAAACCUGCCCUCCUCUCGCCCUCGCAGAAGAAAGCGAACCACAUCCAGUCAGAGCAGAAGCGGCGGGCGAACAUCCGGCGAGGGUACGAGGCGCUGUGCGAGACGGUGCCGGCGCUGCGGGAGGCGAUCCGCGAGGAAGAGGAGGCGGAGAGACAGGCGACGAAGAGGAUUGGCCCUGGGGUAAACGGAGCAACGAAGAAGAAGGGAAGGGCGAAGAAAGGGAAGGGGCAGGAAGGGCAGGAGAACGAGAAGGAUGGAUUGAAGAUCGAUGGAAGAGCAGGUCCGAGGAGCGAAAAUGUUGUGUUGUCGAAGACAAUCGACCACAUCCAAAGUCUGCUCGCCGACCGCUCAGCCCUGCUCGCACGCCUCCAUCAAGCCCGCUCCUCUCUCCCACCAGGGCAUCCUGCGCUUACGCCGCUAGUGCCGGAUCCGCCCUGGGAACGGGAGUGGAAGGGUGGUGAGGGCCGGUUGGGCGAUGAGGGUGAGGCAGAAGGAGAGGAACAGGAGGGAGAGGGCGAUGGGGAUGGGAGUGGGGAGGAUUGA